Molecule: messenger RNA, 4130 nt
Organism: Zerene cesonia (dogface butterfly)
Lineage: Eukaryota; Metazoa; Arthropoda; Insecta; Lepidoptera; Pieridae
Gene: Dap160
Product: intersectin-1-like
Exons: 28
Coding region: 134-3712 (1192 amino acids)
Biological process (GO): endosomal transport; clathrin-dependent synaptic vesicle endocytosis
Cellular component (GO): intracellular vesicle; clathrin-coated pit; cytoplasm
Molecular function (GO): calcium ion binding; protein binding; molecular adaptor activity
Source: RefSeq, a predicted model, not a curated record
AGAAGAUACCGAGUAAACUGUGGCGGCCGAUCCAUGGACAAUUCUGCCGCACGAGCAUGCAAAGUUUGCAGAACAUUUCCGCAAUUUGGGGCCCGUUAAUGGCAUCCUCACCGGAGAACAGGCCAAACGGUUCAUGUUGCAGUCACAACUGCCGCCGCCCGUGUUGGGUCAGAUAUGGACGCUGGCUGACACCAAUGCUGAUGGGAAACUGGAUCUUAAGGAGUUCUCCAUCGCAUGCAAGAUAAUAAAUUUAAAACUACGUGGUAUUGAAAUACCAAAGAGUCUGCCGCCAUCUUUACUGGCUUCCCUCAGUCCCACUGGGCCAAAACAAAACUUCCCCCCUCCAAAGCCCCCUGUCCCCCCCAUGCCGGCUGCAGCGCAACCCCUUAUUUCGGGCCUUCCCACGUCUCAAUCGCUCCUCGGAGAUUUGUCCCUUGGCCCUAAACCAGCGGUUCCAGACUUAAUAUCUGGGGUGAAACCAACUCCACCUAUACCACCACAACCUCUAAUCAACCAGCAACCCCUAGUGGGAAUAGCCCCACAGACAAAUCAGUCCCUUAUCGGGGGGCCAGUUAUGUCGUCACAACCCCUAAUGUCAACGCAACCCCUGAUGUCAUCGCAACCCCUAAUGUCAACGCAACCCCUAAUUUCGACAUCGCAACCGCUUGUUAACACGAGCCAGCCAAUAAUACCACCGAUGCCGAAUCUGGCACAACCCCUUGUGACGUCACAACCACUAAUGGCCGCGCAACCCCUCGUUUCCUCAUCGCAACCCCUGAUACCCACUUCUCAGCCAUUGAUGUCUACAUCGCAACCACUUGCCCAAACUGUACCAAUGUCCCAAUCCUUGAUGGGUACAGCUCCCAUAAUGUCCCAGCCAUUGGCUCAACCAUUACCCCAGCCACCACAAGGAAUUGUACCACCAUUGGUCCAACCUUCUCAACCCUUAGCACAGCCAUUGGCCCAACCUAUGACCCAACCUGCGCCAACAGUAGCUCAACCUGUCGGCCAAUCGCCAACAUUGGCCCAAUCCCAGCCACUAGCUAUGGCCCAACCCCCGAUCCCGUCUGGUACAACAGUGGCUUCCAUAGUCAGUCCACCAAAGAACGGACCAAUGGCAGUAGGUUCGAAUCCCGGACAACCAAUAACAUCAACGCCCAUCACGGCGGUCAAGAGCGACUCGUUCUCCAAGCCCGGUUCAGUAGUGACCAGUCCUACAGAAUUGCCCAUGGGCAUGGUCAGCCCACCGCCCGUCGAGUGGAACAUACCGCAGCCGCAGAAGUUGAAAUACACGCAACUGUUCAACGCAACGGACAAAGCUAAGACGGGCUCCGUGUCCGGUGCGCAGGCUAGAUCCAUCAUGCUGCAGUCUAGACUUCCGCAGCAAACGCUAGCUCAGAUAUGGGCGCUUGCUGAUCUGGACUGCGACGGGAAACUGGGUUGCGAAGAAUUCGUGCUGGCGAUGUAUCUGUGCGAGCGAGCGACACAAGGCGAAGCGCCGCCGGCUAAACUCCCCCCGGAAAUGAUACCCCCCACUUUUAGGCGCGACUCUAUCACCAGCAACACGAGCGCAAAGUCCUACGAGGAGAGAAGGAAAGAGAAUUUGGCGAGGGGCCAGGCGGAGCUGGAGAGACGGAGAUCUCAACUGGCCGACGCGCAGAUGAAAGAAAAGGAGGAAGAGGCGGAAAGAGAAAGAAAAGAGAGGGAAGAAGCGGAGAAGAAGGAGAAGAUGAGACUGGAAGCGCAGAAGAAGGAACAAGAGGAGAUGCUGAGGAAACAGAAGGAGGAACAGGAGAAACGCGAAGCGGCUAGGAAGGAGAUGGAGAGACAGUGCCAGCUGGAGUGGGAAAAGAAGAGGACGCGCGAGCUGGAGGCGCUGCGGGCGGAGGAGCAGGGCCGCGUGCUGGCGCUGAAGGCGCGCAGCCAAGCGCUGGCCGGCGAGCUGGGCGCCGCCGACCUGCGCGCCGCCGGCCUCGCGCGCGACAUCCGCGACACGCGCACCGCCGUCGCCGCCGCCAAGUGCACCAUCGACGCGAUGAGGUCGGACAGAGACGCCAACAUGUCCGAAAUGCAGCAGCUGAAGGCUCGCGUGAAGGAACUGAACGCUAAGCAAAUUGCGCUGAACAAGGAGAAGGCGGACCUGGACGCUAAGGCGAAAGCAUCAGAGGGCGCUGGUGAGGAUGGGAAGCUGAGCAUGAUGGAGGUCACCCUGAAGCAGCUACGCGAAAAGGUGGAAGCCGCCAAAGCGAUAGUGGAGUCGAAGCGCGCCGACCUGGAGACGAACGAGCAGCAGCUCGCGGAGCUGUCCGCCGGCGUGGAGCGGCUCGUGGAGAAGUGCGGGGCCGUCUGGCAGCUGUACGAGGCGAAGCGGAGCGAGUACGAGGCGGCCAGGAGCACCGCGCCCGCCGAGGCCGCCUGGGGCACCGAUGCGGCGUGGGGCGCGAGCGAGGAGGCGUGGGCCGCGCCCGCCGCCGACUGGGGGGACGCUGAGCCGACCACCGGCACGGAAGCGGUGACGUCAUCGCCGAAUCCAAGAUGGCGCUGCGUGUACGAGUUCGCUGCGCGGACAUCUAAGCAUACACACAUACUAUGUAUACACACAUACUAUGUAGUGAUCCUCUUUCAGGUGUUCGAAGCGGAGGCCCCGAGGGGUGACGCGGAGCCCGGCUGGAAGUGGGGCUCCGCUAGAGGCCAAACCGGCUGGUUCCCGGAGUCGUACGUCGAAGACAUGGCAACACCGGCCGCGAUGUAUUCGGAGACUCUGGAGCCGAUCGAGACUAAAACUCAAUUGGAGGGUAUAGCGGAAGUGCCGGAACCGGAAAUAUCGAACGAUUUGGGCGGAGCAAUGCCGGUUGUUGAAGGCGGAGACUUCUACAUAGCGGCGUACCCAUACGCUUCGACCGAACCCGGUGACCUGACGUUCGAGGCGGGAGAGAGAAUCGAGGUGAUACGGAGAGAUGGAGACUGGUGGACCGGCAGGAUUGGCGUCCGGACCGGUAUAUUCCCUUCGAAUUACGUGACUAAAGACGCGACGACGGACGGAGAGGUCAUGUCGGCGAUCCCGGAGGCCCGGGAGCCCGAGCCGGAGCCCCAGCCGGAGCCGCAGCCACAGCCGGUGGCGGAGCCUCAACCGGAGCCUGCAGAGAUACCGCGGGAGGAGCAGAAGUCGUCGACGCCGAUAUCGUCGGAGGUGGCCAACCUGACGGAGAGCGUCCCGCGGCCCGCCUCCGCCGCGCGCCGCGACUCGGGCCGCGACUCCGCCGCGCGCCGCGGCAAGGAGGUCGCGCAGGCGCUCGCCAACUACACCGCCACCAGCGCCGAACAGCUGUCCCUGAUGAAGGGCCAGCUGCUGAUCGUCCGCAAGAAGGCCGACAGCGGCUGGUGGGAGGGCGAGCUGCAGGCCAAGGGCCGCAACCGCCAGAGCGGAUGGUUCCCCGCCAGCUAUGUCAAGGUGCUGCAGUCGUCCGGGCGCACGUCGGGUAGGACCACGCCCGUUUCGUCCAAAAUGGACGCGCUGCCCGCCGAAACCGUCAUCGAUAAGGUGAUAGCUCUGUACCCGUACACGGCACAAAACGCGGAUGAGCUGAGUUUCGAGAAGGACGACAUCAUCGCCGUCACCGACCGCAGUCAGGAUCCGGACUGGUGGCAAGGAGAGUUACGAGGCAUGACGGGUCUGUUCCCCAGUAAUUACGUCACGAAAUUAGUUAAUUAAACUAUUGAUGUUAUAUUUAAUUAUAACAUUCACUUAGAGGUCACUUCGAUUCUAGAUGCUUCACAAUUUUUUUAUUUAUAUUGAAAAUAUUAUUAAUAAUAUUAAUUAUUUAAAAGUGCAAAAGCUAUUUGUCCUAUUUUAGACGUCUUAAUAAAUAUUUCAUUGAAAAUAAAAUUAGUGUUGCCCGAUUGAAAUAUUGCAUAAAUUGAGAGCCAGUUUCAACACUUGCUGAUUAAGUCACUGAUUUACUGUCACUUUAACUUGUAGUUUCAUACAGUUGUCAUUUAACUGAAAAUUAAAAUAUUACAAUGUUGCAUUCUGCUUUACGUCUUUCAAUCGCGUUUAAUGGAUAUGUAGAUGUUUCAAUGUUGAAUUAUCUUAAAUGUUACUCGAAAUAAAUAAAACAUUAGAAUUGGAA